UGGUAAAAUUGCAAGUCUAUCGUGUUUGAGGACGGACAUGACGGUCCCAUAAGCCCGGACACGGGCUAAGACUCCAUAGCGAGGGUGUAACUAUAUAGUUACUAUAUAGCAACCACUCGGAAAUUUUCGUUAUAGGGAAAAGUCACUGGUUUCUCAACCAAUCGACCAAAUUCUUGUUUCUCCUUAUAGUAAAGUGGAGGCGAUCUUUCAUAAAUUUAGAUACCCAGCUAUGUAGGUAGUCCCCUUCAUACUUAAAUUGCGAUAUGCAACCAUUCACCACCAUCAAAACUUUUUUCUGGGAGGUCACAUCGAAAAAUCCCUUAGGAUAGCACUAGAUUAUGUCCGUAAUUGAUUUUUUGGUCUCUUUAUUUUUUUCUCUAAAACGCACCCCCUUGGCUGUAGGGCGCGGUCAAAGUUUUCGAAGGGGGGGGGGUGAAUGCAUACUAAGGUGUAACUGUAACUAUAGUUUUUUACCUCACCUUAGAAAAAAAUUUAGCAAGCCUUCCCUAAAUUCGAAUAAAUUCCAUGUUGUCAAGUGAUAAUCCAAAAUAAUUUAAAAAGAAUGACCGGAAUUCGGACUAUGAACAAUGACGACGAGUUGGAAACCAUGAUUCGUGGCAUGGGGGGCGAAAGGUGCACCGUAGUCUACUUUUUUCUCCCUUGGUGUGGAUCCUGCCAAAAAAUGAAUCCCUUCGUUGACAAUAUAGCAGAGAAGAAUCCAAACACUUUGUUCCUCAAGGUUGACGCCGAGCGAUGCAUGUCAUCCUCCAAGAAACACCGAAUCACCAAAGUCCCCAUCUUUGUCCUGUACAACAAUCGGACUCGUGUCGAUCGUGUCGAGGGUGCAUCCCCCGUGGAACUGGAAUCAAAAAUUAAGCGAAUUCAGAACGACAUUGACUACAAAAAGGUGGGUGGUCUCACCCCAACUGCGGCCAUGACGUCGAUGGGAAUGCCGUCGCAAAUUGGGGGAGGUGCAGGAACUCCGAAAAUGGGUGAUAUCUCAGACUACUUGGAUCGGAAGAACUGUCGCGUCGUGAAUGACCUCUUGCCGACCCCGUUCUCGGGGUUCUUGGAGGGGAAUAAACUCGUCUCGGGGAGAGGAAUGGGCCGGCUGUUGCUCGUGUAUAGUUUCACGGAAAAAAUGAUGAUCCAAUCCUUCAAAUUGAAAGCUCCGAUUCACUCCGGGCCAAGAAUCCUUCGCUUUUUCACCACGGUUGGAAGAGGGGUCGACAUUAAUGAGAUUAAUCAGAUGAAUGCGACCCAAGAAGUCAUGUUAUCUGAAGACGACUUGGCUGGAGAACACGUUAUCGACUUGCGCCAAGGCGGCUUCGUCGGCAUCACCGGAAUUCAAAUCUUCAUCCCGGAAAACAUGACGAAAUCGAGACGGAUUGAGAUUGACCAUUUGAUCAUGAACGGGGCUCCACUAUCCCUGACGCCGUACGCCGGCACUGCAGACGCGGAGGCGUACUCUUCUCGCGUUGUUGGCGGAAUGUCGCAGGGGGUGGAGGGGCCAAGUGCGAGACACAAAUAUUAAGGUCAUAAUUACACAAAAUUAUUUCUAAAAAUCUGUGAAAAUUCCAGAAAUAAAGUAUGAACUCAUGCUAUUAACUAAACAACUGAAGAUUUUGUAAUUAUAUAACUAGGAAAAAAUACAAAAACUUUUUAUUUCUUAUUAAAUUUUUACAAAUUAUAGUUACGAUUUCAGUUUGAUUCUAGUUGAAUCUAGUGAUUAUCCUUAAUAAACUAAAUAGUUAACACGAUGACAUUAAAAAUAAAGUUGCAGUUUUUUUUACAUAAAAACCAACUAAAAUAAUUACAAUAUGUUUAUUAAUACCUCAUGUAACCUAUGCUUAAAUAAAUAGCAAAACUUCACAAAAAAA
This is a messenger RNA of Folsomia candida, 1880 nucleotides long. RefSeq names its product thioredoxin-like protein 1. The record is from RefSeq and is a predicted model, not a curated record. Bases 563 to 1534 code for a protein of 323 amino acids. Lineage: Eukaryota; Metazoa; Arthropoda; Collembola; Entomobryomorpha; Isotomidae. The transcript has 7 exons.